Messenger RNA from Rosa chinensis, 1639 nucleotides. Its product is annotated as transcription factor MYB46. The record is from RefSeq and is a predicted model, not a curated record. The transcript has 2 exons. NCBI's taxonomy places the organism in Eukaryota, Viridiplantae, Streptophyta, Magnoliopsida, Rosales, Rosaceae. Bases 119 to 1105 code for a protein of 328 amino acids.
UUUUACAUCAAACCAGUUGGGAGAGAAACAUCAUCAGAUCUGAUCCGAUCAGGUCACCCCUCCUUCCCUCGAUCCCUCUCUCCCUCCUUAAACUCAGCACUCACUCUAGUCAUAAACAAUGAGGAAGCCGGAACCCUCUGUUGUAAGUAGUACCGGGAAGAAUAACAAGAACAACAGCAUGAGUAACAAGCUAAGGAAGGGUUUGUGGUCGCCGGAAGAAGACGAGAAGCUGAUGAGGUACAUGCUCAACAAUGGCCAAGGCUGCUGGAGCGACGUGGCAAGAAAUGCUGGCCUCGAGAGGUGCGGCAAGAGUUGCAGGCUUCGUUGGAUCAAUUACUUGAGACCUGACCUUAAGAGAGGUGCCUUUUCUCCCCAAGAAGAAGACCUCAUCAUCCACUUCCAUUCCCUUCUUGGUAACAGGUGGUCUCAAAUUGCAGCACGCUUGCCAGGACGAACUGACAAUGAAAUCAAGAACUUCUGGAAUUCGACCAUAAAGAAACGUCUGAAGGUUCUGUCCUCCUCCUCCUCCUCCACUGCCUCACCAAACGCAAGUGAUUCUUCCUCGGAUCAGCCUAACAACAAAGACUUUUUCACCGCGGCCGGAGGAGGAGGAGGUUUCAUGAACAUCAUUCCACCGUCAAUGAUGCCCAUUUACGGGGAUUCAUCCAUGCAAUCAACCUCCCUCAUCAACCACAUGUUUGAUCCCUUUCCAAUGGUCGAGCAUGGCGGGUACUACAACAAUGGAAACCCAUGCACUGCACAGAUCGGAUCAUCAGUUGGUAGUGGUGCUGAUGAUUGUGGGUUUGAAGAAAAUAUUGAAGCGUUUGGGAACGUCAAUAUCGGGGUAGAAGAAGACAUCUUUGUGCCUCCCCUAGAGAGUGUAAGCACCACUGACCAGGAUCAAAAUCUAAAAACGGAAACUAUCUUCUAUGAUAAUAAUAAUUACUACAGUAACAGUAACAAUAUCAUCAAAGGUGAAAACAUGAUCGGGGUUGGGAAUUACUUUGAAGAUGAUCAGGAUCAAGGGCUAACAAUGGGAGAGUGGGACUUGGAGGAUCUGAUGAAAGAUGUUUCCUCCUUUCCUUUUCUUGACUACCAGAGUUGAGAUCAAUAACUGCCACCCAAUAUUCCCUCUCUUUUCUUUUUCUUCAUUUUUUUUUUCUUCCCACACACUCAUUUCUUCUUCAUUUUCUAAUUUGGGAUCCCACUUUGUUUUCUCAAGACUGGUAGAAUAUUACUAGCCAUAGUUUUUACAUUUUAUUUAGGUCCGUCAAACAAUGGGGAAGUUCAUAUAUAGCUUAGAUGAAAGGGGAACGGUCUGAAAUAAAGGUCACAAUUGAUUUCGUAUUUGAUAGAGAAGCUUUCAUUCAGUACUGAGACUACGUACUGUCAUAUAUACGGAUUAAUUGUGAAGGAAGUAUAGUUGUGAAUAGCUGCUGCUAUGCUGCAUAUAUAUACAAAUGUAGGGAGAGAAGAGAUAUACAAGAAUUACAAGAUGAUGAUCAUCAAUAAUUAGUUGGUGUAUAAAUUGUAGUUAUUAUGAGAUGAUGUACAAAAGGAAGAAAGGUUGGUGGAAUUUUGUGGUCAGUGGGAAAUAAGUAGGUUGUACUACACAAUUUGAUCAUGAAGAUGAUAGACC